Messenger RNA from Periconia digitata, 1848 nucleotides. Lineage: Eukaryota; Fungi; Ascomycota; Dothideomycetes; Pleosporales; Periconiaceae. The record is from the annotation of a GenBank genome assembly.
AAUCCUGAUCGCCCUUUCUUCCCUCCACCACCCUCGCUCGCUGCUGCCACUGUUUCUCUGUUCUGCCUGUUCAUCUUGCAGAACAACCUACUAACCACAAUGGCCCCGCAGGUCGAUCCCAAAGAUGCUCCCUUUCCCACCAAGCAGCUCAUCAUCGUCGGAAUAUGCCGAUUUUCCGAGCCUCUCGCCUUCAAUUCCAUCCUCGCCUACUCCUUCAUGAUGACCAAGGAUCUCGGCAUCGCAGACAAAGACGCCGCCUUCUUCUCCGGCCUCCUCUUGUCCGCCUACGCUGUUGCUGAAGCCAUUACCGCUUUGGGCUGGGGUGCCAUCUCCGAUGUUUACGGUCGCAAGCCCGUCGCCCUCAUUGGUCUGGCCGGUGUGGCCGCGAGCAGCAUCAUGUUCGGCAUGGCCAAGACGUACUGGGUAGCCCUCCUUGCGCGCUUCAUCGGAGGCGCCUUGAACGGCAAUGUCGCCAUCAUGCAGACCAUGGUCGCCGAGAUGGUGAAGAACCCAGAGCAUGAGCCUCGCGCCUAUGCCACCCAACCCUUCGUAUGGACCCUCGGCGGCAUCAUCGGCUCUGCCAUGGGCGGCUUCCUCGCUCAACCCGCAAAAUAUUAUCCAAAUACCUUUUCCGAGGAUGGCCUUUUCGGUCGCUACCCGUACCUUCUCCCCAACCUUGUCGCAGCCGGUGGCAUUGUGCUCGCCAUUAUCCAGGGCAUGCUUUUCCUCGAGGAAACCAACGCCGGCAUCUAUGCUCAAGAUGCUGCCGAGACAGUUAACCCCGCGGAUGAGGUCAACGAGCGAGCACCGCUUCUCCAAAAUGAGGGACGUGUUCGAGACCGUGGCUCCAUGUCUUUCCGAGGCGCCCGAGCCCGCGACCGCGAGUCCAUGUCAUCUGCUGUCCGAGGUCGCGAUCGGUCCAUGUCGGUUCUCAUCACUGACGGUCUCCGCCAAAUCCGCAAGAAGCCGUCCUUCAUGGAGGAGGGUAUGCCCAUGCCCAUCGACACUCACUUUGAUAUUCGCCGAUCCUCUUUCGCUACCAUGCACAGCAUCAAGAUAGCGCCUCAUGAGAUUUUGCCUACCAUCGUCCCACCGCCUUCUGAGCCCCCGCGCAAGACGUUCAACUACACUGUGAUCAUGAUCACCCUCUCCCUGACCAUCAUCGCGUGGCACCAAAUGGCAUACAUCACCAAUUUGCCCAUCUAUCUUCUCGACGAUUCCUACUCAAGUGGCAUCGAUUUCAAGGGCGGCCUGGGACUGGAUCUCCACGAUGUAGGCACUUUCCUCGCCGUGAACGGCUUCAUAGCCCUCUUCAUCCAAGGUGUCAUCUUCCCCUUCUUCGUCGAAAAGGUCGGUGUCUGGGCCUCGUUCGUUAGCAUGAUCGUCCUCUAUCCAACCACCUACCUCAUCAUCCCCUUCAUCUCCGCGCUUCCCCCGGCCCUGGUAUCACCCGGCGUUUACCUUUCUCUUAUCCUGCAGGGCUUUUAUGGCAUUAUCGUCUUCCCCUGCGCCCUUAUCAUGCUCAAGAAUGCGACGCCCUCUCCGCUGGUCCUUGGUCGUGUCAACGGUGCCGCCAUGAGCGCCUGCUGUUUGGCCCGUACGCUCUCGUCCCCCAUCGUCGGAUCCACAUACGCCCUCGGUGGAAGCGCCGCAGCUUGGUUUUCUCUUGCUGGCGUAGCGUUUCUCGGUGUCUUCCAGCUCUACUUCAUCCCUAACGAGCUGAAGAGCAGCCAGGUCAAGGUGGACAACGGGUGGAAGGAUGUCAUUGGCAAUCACAACGAAGACCAUCAUGACAACGUCUUUGAUGAUGGAGACAGUGUCAUGGGAUCAGUCAUGGAGGAAGAGUAA